Messenger RNA from Echinops telfairi (small Madagascar hedgehog), 6615 nucleotides. It is a transcript of the gene ZGRF1, whose product is annotated as zinc finger GRF-type containing 1. Bases 60 to 6407 code for a protein of 2115 amino acids. NCBI's taxonomy places the organism in Eukaryota, Metazoa, Chordata, Mammalia, Afrosoricida, Tenrecidae. The transcript has 27 exons. Gene Ontology annotation, cellular component: site of double-strand break; nucleus. Gene Ontology annotation, biological process: double-strand break repair. The record is from RefSeq and is a predicted model, not a curated record. Gene Ontology annotation, molecular function: zinc ion binding; helicase activity.
GCUAUAAGUGGUAAAUGCUGAGUAUCUGCUGGGCCUGACUGGUUAGAAUUUCAGAAGAAAUGAUGGAAAGCCAAGAAUUUGUUGUACUUUAUACUCAUCAGAAGACAAAGAAGUCCAAAGUGUGGCAAGAUGGAAUUCUGAAGCUCACCAACUUAGGAAACAAAGCAGUUUUAUAUGAUGACAAAGGAGGUUGUCUGGAGAGUGUCUUUCUUAAGCACCUUGAGGUUAAACCUGGCGAUGACUUAGAAAGUGAUCGAUACUUAAUCACAGUUGAGGAGGUUAAAGUUGCUGGAAGCGCAGCGCUGACUCAAGAUGUCAUUAAAGAAGCACCGCAGUUCAGUUCAAGGAGGAUUCUCCCUUCUGGCCGGUCCCUUGGAUGCCAGCCUGCUGGUUUAAAAAGGAAGUUUCCUGGUUUUCAUGUGCCACGCCAAGGUCCAAAGAAAAUAGCGACUACAGAAAGUGGUCUGCCUACUGCAUCACUUGAGACCAGGACACCUGGGCCAGCUUUUCUUCCUCCAUUCUAUGAUGCAUUGCCUUUGUUUCCUACUGCUUGCAAGAAAGAUGCAGAGAAUAUCCCCACAGAGCCAGAGAACAUCACUGCGUACAAUGGAGAAAAAGAUGGCAUGCCGUCUUCAUCUGUCUGUGCUCCAUCCUUCAAGAUUAACUCAGAAGCACUAUGUGGUGACAAUUAUUUUUAUUCUACUAUCAGCUCUGUGAGCAAACACUCAGACUCUUUCCUCACCAAUGAACCCGUGAAAAGAGACGGGUUAGCAUCUCACUGUUUAGGAAUUUCACAGAACAUCAGGAGCAAAGCACAGAUAGUGGCUCUGCUGAAGUCCAGAUCUAGUGCAGGUAAAGAACUAAACUCAGAGAUUACAGAACAUUGCCCGUACAUGCAGCCCCAAGAACAGUUUAAAACUCCGACCAAAGCAAAGUGCUUAGUUGAACAGGAAAGGUAUGCUGAGGGACUGAACACAGACACUUUACAAUACCAGCAUCAACCAGGCAAUACUGUGAUUAAUUACCAGCAUCAACCAGGCAAUCCCGUGAGCAAGAAAAGCCGAUGGGCCAUGUAUUUAUCCUCACAGAGUUCACAUUCUUCUGAUACAGAGGAAAGUGAUGUCGAAAGGAAACCCAAGGCCCAGGGAGAUGAUGUAAACACAGGUACGGGAGACCUGGUAGAAAAGAAGGUACAGCCCUCGGAAAUGCAUGCUGGAAUGGGGGAAGAGUAUAAUGAAGACAAGCAAGUCCUGGAUCAUGAUCCACCCUCCUGGGAUCAGGAAAUAAACUGUGGCAUUCCGUCAGCCAGGGAAAGCAUUAGCUCGCCAGAUACCUAUAGCAGUGAAGCAAAUGAUGGCUUAUUCUCAGUACCUGGUGUCCAAGGAAAUAGUAAAGGGCCUUGGGAUCAUAAUGACCAGAUAUGCAGAAAAGGACCAAUUCUUAUUAGAGAAAAUGCUCUAGGAACGCCAGAAAGAGAAAAAGAACACGAACAACCAGUGCCAUCUUCUCUGCCAGACGGGGGGCAUCUACAAACCGAAUCUUCUCUAAGUAGCCGUUUUAGCAUCUCUGAUAAUUGUGCAGGCAUGUUUUCUAAAAGUAGCACAAAUAACGAAGGUAUCAGUGGUGUGAAUGAACCGAUGAGUAAGCUAACACAGCCGUUUUGGGAAAUAAAUUUUAAUCUGAACAAUUUUGAGACCAGUGACUCUGAGGAGGAAUCCCAGGAAAGCAGGAAAAUUAUUCAUGACUCAGAGUGUUUGGUCAAGGAAAUUUUGGUUCAUAAUGGCAGUUCAUGUUUUCAAAAGAGUCGUAGAGAGAGAAGGGGUAAGGAAUCUGACAGAGACUAUUUGCCUCCCUCCACGGCGACCGGAGACAAACCUGUUGAAGGCUCUCCGUCAUCUCAGCUUAGUGCAGGAACCUGUGUGCGUUUUGACACAGCGUCUUGCAAAGCUGGGAACAUUGGGAAAGAAAUCCAGGAGGACCGUGGUGACACAUUAAGUAAUGUAAGCUCAUCUUUAGAGUGGAUCGAUGAUAAACAUGUAGACAAUAAUGAGGAUGCUAAUAAAUCUUUUCAAAAAGUUGACGUUGACGUUGGUUUUGUUUCACUCCCAAGUAACUCUGAAGACUCACAAACAAAUGUCCAUGCUCAUCAGCUUUUCAAAAGAGUAACUGAUCAGACUCCUGAAAACCAUCACCUCUUUCCAGAAGACACUCAGCCUGAGUCCUUACUGUUGGGAAGUGAGCUGGACAGAAAUCUUGAUGGACAGGCUUUCCCAUCCCCUUCCAGCAAUGACAACAGUAUCCAGCUAUUAAAUACCAAUCAAGAUCAUUCUGCAUCUAGUACACUCGGUAAAUCAAAAACCCAAUUUUCUAAUUCUUCACUUUAUCAUCUGGGAAAAAAGCCUUUUUCCGACGAGCCAGAAGUGCAUAGUUCCGAAUCUGCAGACUUGGGACAGAUUGGAGCUUUACCCCACGGACACACUGAGCGAGAAAGUAGUAAGGAUUGCAGACAAUAUUGGAGUAAUCCUAGAAAUUCCCCAGGACUUUCUGUAUUAGAAAAUAACAUUUCCCUUUUAAGGUCUCUGACUGAACACAGUACAGCUUUGGAAAGCUUGGAGAUGUUGAAAAAGAAAAAUGCACCAUCUACACCACAGGAAACGGAGCAGACAUAUUCACCUGAUAGCAGCCCUGAAGCUUGGAAACCCCUUCCAACAGUAGUUUCACAAGCUAUGCCAGAAUCUCCUCAUCUGAGCCCGGAGUCUCCUCGACAGGUGUUAACAGAAGCUAAAGUUGAACCAAAUGAGCCAUUUGAGUCUUUUCAGUUUACUACAUUGGGAAGUGAAGAAAAGAAUGCUUUUCUAUCUGUUAUUCCUAAACAGAUAGAGACCUGUGACCCUAAGCUUGUUGAGUUUCAAGGGCACCAAGUUAAAGGAUCAGCGACUAGUGUUGUCAUGGUCAGAGGACACAGCUCACAGCGAGGAUGUAGACCAUUUCCUGAUAGGAUAGAGCAUGAAGAUAUUAGGACAGAUUCUUGUUUUCCAAAAUCCAAGAGGCCUGGCACGGGCAUGCAGAUUGACUUCUUGCAGGAGACUCCGAGAGAACACAACACUUCUACCCUGAGUCCUGUCUCUUCUUUUUCAUUGACUCCAAGAGAUGAACACUUCAUUACUGAAUUCUCCGAGGAGUCCCUGAAAGCAAGAACGUUACCUGGUGACCUUCACUUUUUCACCUUGAAAGAUAUUGUUGCCAUUUUCCUUUCAGGAACGAAAAAGGUAAAUUUUCUGGAGAAGAGGAACCAUCAAACGUUUCCAUUAGUAAGUAGAACCCAAGUUCCACUCAUUACUUUGCCUCCUGCUGAUGGGCCCCCCAAGAUGGAUUCUUACUCAAAUGUGAUCAGCUGUGACAUGCCAGCGACUUCUGAUUCCCCUUUGUGCAACGUGCAUGAUGAGUCAACAUUUCUGUCUUCUAGCUUUGAGUCUCAGGACCGAAGUGAGGCUUUUUUCUUUGAAAACUCUGGGGAAGAGACCCCAGGGAGUCUUUCACUUCUCAGUAAUAUUUCUUCCCAAAGCAAGUGGCUGAAAUAUCAGAACAUACCCCAGUGUAACUCGACUACUCUGCACAAAGUUGGUAAGAACCUAAAUGACGUCUCCUUUGCCAAGACUGUUCCUGGAACGCAUUUUAGUGACCUGGGCGAAAGGCGGAGAGAUGCUGGGCAUAAACGCUCUCAGGCCUCUGUGUGUUUGCAAAGGAUAAAAGGCAUGCUCUAUCAACAGCAGCAGGAUGUUAGCACCCAUCCUUUGGUUUCCAGAAAAGGAGCCUUUUCUCUGAAUUUAGUGCAGACUCCCAAGACUGAAGAAAUUCAGAAUGUGUUAGGAGAGUCAGCCCACUACUACCGCAGUGUAACAGGAGAUGUACAGGGGUUAAAUGCCUCCGAGCUACUGUUCCCAAGUGGACAGAAAAUAAAAUCUGCUUAUCUUCCCCAGAGGCAAAUUCACAUACCAGCUGUUUUUCAGUCUCCUGCUCAUUAUAAGCAGAUAUUUACAUCUUGCCUCAUAGAACAUCUGAAUAUAUUGCUGUUUGCAUUGUCACAAAGAUUGCACAAAGCUCUUUCAAAAGUUGACAUAUCCUUUUACACGUCUUCAAAGGAGGAGAACCAAAAACACGUAGAAAGCAAUGUGCCAUUCUGUCAUCAUCACCAACCUGCAAAACUCAUCAUGGUGAAAAAGGAAGGUCCAAACAAGGGCCGUCUCUUUUACACAUGUGAUGGACCCAAAAAUGACCGAUGUAAAUUUUUCAAAUGGUUUGAAGAAGUGUCUACAGGCUUGACACCGGCACAAUCUCGGCCCGGCCUGGUUUUAACUGACGUCAAGAGUAUUGGCUUGUAUUUAAGAAGUCAGAAUAUACCGCUGUAUGAGGAAUGCCAGCUUUUGGUGAGAAAAGGAUAUGAUUUCCAGAGGAACCGGUAUAGCAAACUAAAAAAGUUUACUGCUAUAUAUCCUGAGUUUGAUAAUGAACCUAAAAGCAAACUGUAUCUUAAGCUGAGUAGGAAGGAAAGUGCUUCAGCUUACAGCAAAAAUGAUCUUUGGGUGGUUUCUAAAACCUUGGACUUUGAACUGGAUACUUUUAUUGCAUGCAGUGCUUUCUUCGGACCAUCAUCUCUCAAUGAGCUAGAGCUACUACCCCUGAAAGGCUAUUUUCCAUCUAAUUGGCCCACCAAUAUGGUGGUCCAUGCACUGCUGGUUUGUAAUGCUAGCACAGAGCUGACCACUUUGAGAAACAUUCAGAACUACUUCAAUCCAGCUACUCUACCUCUAACACAGCAUCUACUAACAAUGUCUUCACCACCACCAACUACAGUUAGCAACAAGAGAAUCAAUAAAAAAUUUUUCAGUCCCCCAGCCUUCACCAAUACCAACACAAAACUUGAACUAAGCCCAGGAACAGCACUGCAGUUAGCUAGUGAAUUGAUUCAGGCACACAAGCUAAACAAAGACCAAGCGGCAGCCCUGAUUCAGAUAGCUCAGAUGAUGGCAUCACCGGAAAGUGCUGACGCAGAGGAACGGCUCCCCAUCAGGAUCAUACACGGUGUUUUUGGAGCAGGGAAGAGUUACUUGCUGGCGGUAGUGAUUUUGUUCUUUGUACAGCUAUUUGAAAAGAGCGACGUUCCUACAGUUGGGAACGUAAAACCAUGGAAACUUCUGAUUUCUUCCUCUACUAAUGUAGCUGUUGACAGAGUACUCCUUGGGCUUCUUAGUCUUGGAUUUGAGAAAUUUGUCCGAGUUGGGAGUGUUCGGAAGAUCGCCAAGCCAAUUUUACCUUACAGCUUGCACUCUGGCUCAGACAAUGAAAGUGAACAAUUGAAAGAACUCCAUGCACUAAUGAAAGAAGACCUGACUCCCGUGGAAAAAAUGUAUGUGAGGAAAAGUAUUGAGCAGCAUAAAUUGGGAACCAACAGGACUCUGCUAAAGCAGGUUCGAGUCAUUGGAGUAACCUGUGCAGCCUGUCCAUUUCCGUGCUUGAAUGAUCUUAAGUUCCCCGUAGUGGUACUGGAUGAAUGUAGUCAGAUAACUGAGCCAGCUUCUCUCCUCCCCAUUGCAAGAUUUGAAUGUGAAAAGCUAAUUCUUGUUGGAGACCCCAGACAGCUGCCUCCUACUAUCCAGGGUUCUGAUGCAGCCCAUGAAAGUGGACUGGAACAAACUCUCUUUGAUCGACUUUGCUUAAUGGGGCACAAGGCAAUCCCACUGAGAACCCAGUAUCGUUGUCAUCCUGCAAUCAGUGCUAUUGCUAAUGAUCUGUUCUAUGAAGGAAAUCUCUUGAAUGGUGUUUCAGAAACAGAGAGAAGCCCAUUAUUGGACUGGCUACCAACCCUGUGUUUCUAUAAUGUCAAAGGACUGGAGCAGAUUGAAAGAGAUAACAGCUUUCAGAAUGCAGCAGAAGCUGCCUUUACACUCAAGCUGAUUCAAUCACUGAUUGCAAGUGGAAUAGCAGGCUCUAUGAUUGGAGUGAUAACAUUAUACAAAUCCCAGAUGUACAAGGUUUGUCAUUUACUCAAUGCUGUGGACUUUGACCACUCCAGCCUUAAAGCUGUCCAGGUGUCCACAGUAGAUGCUUUUCAGGGAGCUGAAAAGGAGAUCAUUAUUUUGUCCUGUGUCAGGACAAAAGAAGUAGGGUUCAUUGACUCAGAAAAAAGAAUGAAUGUUGCCUUGACCAGAGGAAGGAGGCAUUUAUUGAUUGUGGGAAAUUUAGCUUGUUUGAGGAAAAAUCGACUAUGGGCACGUGUGAUCCAACACUGUGAAGGAAGAGAAGAUGGAUUGCAACAUGCAAGCCAUUAUGAACCGCAGCUGAACAAUCUCCUUAAAGAUUAUUUAGAAAAACAGAAGGAAAAUAGUGAAAAAGAAAAGUCUCAGUAAAUCGCUUUCACAAAAGACAUUUUAUAGAUAUUUUGUAUUUAUGUAUAUUCAAAUCACUUUACAACCUAUAUUUUUUAUAUUCUUUUUACCCCAAAACCCAUUGUUACAGAAGAAAAAAACAACACUUAAGUUAUUUAAAUAACUCAUCCCAAAAUGUUCCUUUACAAGAAAAUAUGUUAUUUGUACUAAGAUAGGCAAAUAUUGAAGU